Eupeodes corollae is the source of this 2847-nucleotide messenger RNA. It is a transcript of the gene neur, whose product is annotated as protein neuralized. The record is from RefSeq and is a predicted model, not a curated record. Gene Ontology annotation, molecular function: ubiquitin protein ligase activity. Bases 588 to 2447 code for a protein of 619 amino acids. The transcript has a single exon. Lineage: Eukaryota; Metazoa; Arthropoda; Insecta; Diptera; Syrphidae.
AGGAUUUAUAUCAUUAUUAGAGUAGAGUGUUUUUGAUUAAAACCCACUAUUCAAUUUUGUUUAUUGUAUUGUUGAAGGUGUUUUUUAAAUUAUUUUAACUUCAUUCAAUUAUUCAACAAAUAACAAAAAGUUUAUUUCUUCUAGAGACAGAUAAAAAAGAAUGAAACAUAAGAAGAAUACAAGAUUAAUUUCAAGAUACAAAGUUUAAUUUUAUUGCUUAUGCCAUUUUUCGUUAAGUGUGUUUAGUAGUGUUGAUUUUGAUCGCGUAUCUAAUUUUGAUGGGUUGCAUCUGCAUCAAAAGGAAAAGUUCAAUUCCAAACUUGUCCCAUCUGUCAUAAAUGCACAAACUAAUAUAUAUGUAUCUUUAUGUACAUGUAUUCCUUUCUCUCUGCUCUAGCUAGCCUCUCAGUCUCAGGUCAUUUAUGUCUUUGUUUGUCGGGUCGUGAAAAGAAAAUUGUUAAGAGUAUGAAGAUGGCGCACGAAGCAUAAACAAAAUUAUAUUAUUUUUAAUAAUAAAGAUAUACCUACAAAUAUUUUAACAUAAAAUAAGGACAGACGCGUUGUGUGUGUGUCCCUUAACAAUUACCAUGGAUAUAACAGAAGAAACAACAGAUAAACUAAUAAAAAAGAAACGGAGUCAUAUUCUGAAGAAGAUUAAAAAACACCUGGGAAUUGUGCGUCGCGAACCCCAAACCUGCUUACCACAAAAUAAUUUACCACACUUGCAUUUUCAUAAUGUGCAUGGCGAUAAUAUCAGAAUUUCGCGUGAUGGAACACAAGCAAGACGAUUCGAAAGUUUUUGUCGUGCUAUAACAUUUAGUGCCCGACCGGUUAGGAUCAAUGAAAGAAUAUAUAUGCGUUUUUCGGAAAUCUCCAAUAACUGGAAUGGAGGCAUCCGUUUUGGAUUCACAAGUAAUGACCCAGCCUCAUUGGAGAAUUCCUUGCCUAAAUAUGCGUGUCCAGAUUUAACGAACCGUCCUGGCUUUUGGGCUAAAGCUCUGCAUGAACAACAUUGUGAAUUGAAUAAUGUGUUGCACUAUUACGUGAAUUCUACUGGUGAUGUUAUGUAUGGAAUAAACGGUGAGGAAAAAGGAAUUAUUCUUUCAGGAAUCGACAUACGUGGGUUGCUUUGGACAGUAAUUGAUAUAUAUGGCAACUGCACUGCUAUUGAACUUUUGGAUGCACGGCUAUUUAAUCAACAAUCAUCGACAGUUGCUUUCUCGAGUCAAGUGUCCCAUUCCAACAAUUUGGCGAACAGCAUAGUAACUCCCAUGCAAUCACUUAGUAUUUUGGACGGUGAUAGUCCUUUACCACAUCUAAAAUACAAUAUAAACAGGAGGUUGGUGCCCCUGCCGUUCCAUACAGCGAAAGGUCGAAAUGUAAGACUUUCUCCCGACCACGUUAUUGCUGCUCGUACUGAAAAUGAUUUUUGCCAAGGAUACGUUUUUACCUCUAGACCAAUUCAAACGGAGGAAAGUAUAGUAGUUCAAAUACUAAAAACCGAUCACACGUACGUUGGAGCCCUUGCAUUAGGCUUGACUUCAUGUAACCCAGCAUCAUUGAAUCACAACGAUUUGCCAGUUGAUUCAAACUUCUUACUCGACAGACCUGAAUAUUGGGUAGUCAAUAAGGACAUCGCAUUGCCUUGCAACAAAGGCGAUGAAAUAUCAGUUUCCGUGUCUGCAAUCGGAGAAGUCACAAUAAGUAAAAAUUGCGGAACACCUGCUGUUAUAAUGCAUGUUGACCAUCGCUUACAACUUUGGGCAUUUUUCGAUGUUUACGGUUCCACUCGCAGUAUUCGUGUAUUCCAACAAUAUUUUCAAAGUGAUCAAAAAUUGAAACACUCGUCCAGUUCGGUUAUUCACCCAAUUUCUUCGUCUAAUUCAACUGCGUCAAUUAAUGUCGGUGGAUUACUACACCAAUCAAAUAUGCUUUGCAGCAUGGAAGCUUCUUUAAAUUCAGCCAGCAACAUUUCAAUGCCAAAAGUUAGUCAGAUAUUUUUGCCUUCUUCAAGUGAUAUGAUUCAACUUCAGCCAGGUGGAACCGUACUUGUGGUGAAUCUGCCACAAGUCACAAACCGUACACAAGAAUUUGAUUAUAGCAACGAAGAUGUAAAAAUACUAAGUCAAGCAACAUCUACCUAUUCGAACAAUCCAAAUGUGUCCACGAACAAAAAUCAGUCCUUCGAGCCAAAUCUAAAUUUAGGAAGUAAGAACAACGACACUAUUUCAAAGAAAAUUUUGGAAGAUAAGAAAAACGAUAGUGAGUUAACUGCCUCAGAAUGUACGAUAUGCUAUGAGAAGAAAAUUGAUUCUGUACUCUACAUGUGCGGACAUAUGUGCAUGUGCUACGAGUGUGCUAUCGAACAGUGGCGAGGAGCAGGCUGUGGCCAAUGCCCACUAUGUCGGGCAGUUAUACGGGAUGUUAUUCGUACAUAUACCACAUGAUUAAAAUAUAAGAAUUUAUUAUUAUGUUAUGUAGUUUGUUACUAUAAAGUUCACAUUUUGCAAACCUAUUAAGAAAAAUUUAAUAACAUAAUUUAAAAUACUGUCCCCACUUAAUGACUAAAAUGUCCUAAUUAUGUUUUAUCAAAAGACCAUUAUUUCAAACCCUAUUAAGAUAAAUCUGAAAAACUAUUAUUAAGUUAAAAUAAUAUGGUUUAUCUGUGCCAACACAGAUAUUUAUGUUCAAGUUAACAGAUUUUUUUUUACUUAUUUAUGAACACUCGAGACUCAGAUAUGUAUGUUCAAAGGAACUGAUUUUUUAAAUAUUAUUUUAUAAAAUUGUUUAAGCUAAGCAAACAAAUAAACUUAAAUUGUUUAAAUAUAGAAAAAAGAUAAUAAUCAA